AUGGGCGACUCUAACUCGGCCCAGGCCCAGGCCCAGUUGGGCUCUGUCGCCCUCAACGGCUCCUCGCCGAAGAAGGUGGCCUACUUUUACGAUUCAGAUAUUGGUAAUUAUGCCUAUGUCACUGGCCAUCCUAUGAAACCCCAUCGAAUUCGCCUUGCGCACAGCUUGAUCAUGCAGUACAAUCUAUACCAGAAGAUGGAAAUUUACCGCGCCAAACCUGCGACCAGGGGCGAAAUGACACAGUUUCAUACCGAUGACUACAUUGACUUCUUGCAAAAGGUCACGCCCGACAACAUGGACAGUUACAUGCGUGAGCAGGGCAAAUACAACGUCGGCGACGACUGUCCCGUCUUUGACGGAUUGUUCGAGUUUUGUGGCAUCAGCGCGGGUGGGAGCAUGGAGGGCGCUGCUCGAUUGAACAGACAAAAAUGCGACAUUGCCAUUAACUGGGCUGGUGGUCUUCACCACGCCAAAAAGUGCGAAGCCAGUGGUUUCUGCUAUGUCAACGACAUUGUGCUUGGCAUUCUCGAGCUUCUCCGAUUCAUGAAGCGCGUCCUCUACAUCGAUAUUGACGUACAUCACGGUGACGGCGUCGAGGAAGCUUUCUACACGACCGACCGCGUCAUGACAGUAUCCUUCCACAAAUACGGCGAAUACUUUCCUGGCACCGGCGAGUUGCGCGACAUCGGUAUCGGACAGGGGAAGAAUUAUUCCGUAAACUUUCCGUUGCGCGACGGCAUCACCGACCAGACAUACAAAUCCAUCUUUGAGCCAGUCAUCGAAAGCGUCAUGAAGUAUUAUCAGCCGGAAGCCGUUGUACUCCAGUGCGGCGGUGACAGUUUAUCUGGCGACCGUCUGGGUUGUUUUAACCUGAGCAUGGAUGGCCACGCCAACUGCGUCAACUACGUCAAGAGCUUCGGGCUACCCACGUUGGUCCUCGGUGGCGGUGGUUACACAAUGAGAAACGUUGCCCGUACGUGGGCAUACGAGACCGGGGUCUUGGUUGGCCAGGAAAUGAACCGCACUUUGCCAUACAAUGAAUACUACGAAUACUAUGCUCCAGACUUCGAGCUGAACGUGCGAGCCUCUAACAUGGAAAACUCAAACAGCAGGGAGUAUCUAGAUAAGAUCACUGCCGCAGUCAUUGAUAAUCUUCGUCAGACUGGGCCUGCUCCGUCGGUUCAGAUGCAGGACGUGCCGCGCAAGCCGUUUGGUGGCAUGACGGAUGAAGAAGAGGCCGAACUGGAUGACCUAGAUGAGGACGAAAACAAGGACGUCCGAAUGACGGAGCAUCGCUGGGACAAGCAUGUGGAGAAUGGAGCCGAGUUCGAGGCCAGCGAUGACGACGAAACGGCUGCGGCAAAUGGCGCGACUCGAAACGGUGGAAACAAGCGGGCUUUCAAUGACUUCAAGAAUACUGAUGCAGCAGGGGAUUCGCGCAGCAAGUCGCCUAUCGAGAAGCGGGACGAUAGCAGCAAAGAGGCUGUCGAUGCCGAAGUUCACGACGUGAAUGAUGACACUAUUGAGGAUGUCGGAGCGGUGGAUGAGCAGGAGAAUCAGACUGCAGAGGAAGAAGAAGAAAAAGAAGAAGAGGAAUUUGAGAAGGAUAAGCUCGAUGCUGACGGUGAUGUCGGCAUGACAUGCUCGGGUGUCGAGGACGAAACCACCAUCAAACAGGAAGACGGCGAACCUGAAUCCGUGCCCGAGGACGCGAAGCAGCCGGAGAAGCCUGCAGAGGAGAAGGCCGCCGCCACGGAGUCAGGCAGGCCUUCCGAGGCUGGAGAGACGGCAGAAGCCAAGGCCAGCGUAAAGCCUGGCGUUGAACAGGCGUCGAAAGAGGCGGCUGAGAAAGAGGGCAAUGCUCAGGCAACAACUGAAGCCGACACAGAAGCUAUGGAAGUCGAUGACAAGGGGAGGUCCGAGGACAAGGCUGCGGAAGAAGCAUCCAAGUAG
Molecule: messenger RNA, 1953 nt
Organism: Metarhizium album ARSEF 1941
Lineage: Eukaryota; Fungi; Ascomycota; Sordariomycetes; Hypocreales; Clavicipitaceae
Product: histone deacetylase RpdA/Rpd3
Exons: 4
Coding region: 1-1953 (650 amino acids)
Molecular function (GO): histone deacetylase activity
Source: RefSeq, a predicted model, not a curated record